Messenger RNA from Lytechinus variegatus (green sea urchin), 3311 nucleotides. RefSeq names its product ribosome-releasing factor 2, mitochondrial-like. Lineage: Eukaryota; Metazoa; Echinodermata; Echinoidea; Temnopleuroida; Toxopneustidae. Gene Ontology annotation, molecular function: GTP binding; translation elongation factor activity; GTPase activity. The record is from RefSeq and is a predicted model, not a curated record. Bases 140 to 2365 code for a protein of 741 amino acids. Gene Ontology annotation, cellular component: mitochondrion. Gene Ontology annotation, biological process: mitochondrial translation; ribosome disassembly. The transcript is spliced from 19 exons.
CUUGAAUCGAUCUCUCGUUGGGACCAAUGAGCUUUUCCAGAUGAUCAACUACCAUAAGACUUGGGGGAAAUAUAUAUUUAGAAGUCAUCUCUUUUCUUAGACUCUGGUGAGUGAAAGCCAAGGCUGAAAUUUUGAUGAAAUGUUCAGGAAAAACUUGAAUUCUCAAUGGAUCAUUUCAUUGAUCAAAAGAAAACAGAUCAGAUGGACAUCCAUUUCGCAGAAGUCAACAAGCUCUAGUGAUAAUGGAAUCCCGGCUGAUGUUGAGAAGAUCCGGAAUAUUGGAAUCCUGGCCCAUAUCGAUGCAGGCAAGACUACCACUACUGAGAGAAUGCUUUAUUACUCAGGCACAACAAGGCAUUUAGGAGAUGUUGAUGAUGGCGAUACAGUUACAGAUUACAUGCCACAGGAGAGAGAUCGAGGGAUCACCAUCACAUCGGCAGCAGUAACAUUCCCCUGGAAGGACCACAGAAUAAAUCUUAUAGAUACACCUGGUCAUGUAGAUUUCACCAUGGAGGUUGAACGAUGUCUGAGGGUAUUGGACGGUGCUGUAGCUGUAUUAGAUGCAUCAGCUGGAGUUGAGGCUCAAACCUUGACAGUGUGGGACCAGGCCAACCACCAUGGCAUACCUAGGAUAGGAUUCUUGAACAAGAUGGACAAACCUGCCGCCAACGUAGAUAUGUGCCUAACAUCCAUUAGGGAUAAACUAAACACUACACCAUUACUUCUACAGCUACCAGUCAUGGAGUCAAAAGUAUUAGUAGGAGUCAUCGAUCUUGUUUCCAUGGAAACCGUCACAUGGCCUGCUCCUAGUAAAGGUAUUGAUGAUGGGUCCCGAUUGAAUCAUUGUCCUUUGUCAGAAAGCCAGGAUACCGGCAUAAUAAAUCAAGCUAAUGAUGCUAGGGUGGACCUAGUAGAACAGGUAGCAGAUUUAAAUGAUGAGUUUGCAGACAAAAUUCUCAGUAGCCCCAGCUUCAAUCCUCUUCAUAUUUCAUCACAAGAUCUUAUGAGAGCAAUAAGGAAUGUCACAUUUCAUCAGAGAGGUUUACCGAUCCUUUGCGGCAGCUCUUUGAAGAAUAAAGGAGUCCAGCUACUGAUGGAUGCUGUAAACAACUAUCUGCCAAGUCCUCUCUAUAACAAGGACCCUCUGGUGGAGGUUUACGGCAAAGAUUUGUGUGCAUAUGCCUUCAAGAUAAUCCAUGAUAAACAGCGGGGGCCUCUUAUAUUCCUUAGAGUCUACUCUGGAAUACUUAAACCACAAUCGGCCAUUUAUAAUGCCAGCAGGAACUGCACUGAAAGAGUGAGCCGAUUGCUGUAUGUAAUGGCAGACAGCUAUCAAGAGGUUACUAGUGUGCCGGCAGGAAAUAUAGCUGUAGCCGUUGGUCUUAAACAGACAGUGACUGGCGAUACCAUAGUAGCCUCCAAGGCAGCGUACAAUAUAGCCAAGAAGAAGCAUUCCCAUCAGGCACCUCUCCUAGAGCCUAUCAAGGUACCGGAACCUGUGUUCUUCUGUACCAUCGAACCACCUUCACAAGCCUACCAAGCAGAUCUUGAGAGAGCCUUAGAACGUUUACACCGAGAAGAUCCUAGUUUACAAGUAAAGACGGAUGAUGAUACCGGUCAGCUGAUAUUAUCUGGCAUGGGGGAACUACAUCUUGACAUCAUACAGGAUAGAAUACGCAAGGAAUACAAAAUUGAUGUGGAAUUAGGCCCUUUACAAAUCAGCUACAGAGAGACAAUAUCUGGAACAGCUACUGCUUCAACAACUUUGGACAAGGUUAUCGGUGACAAGCAUCACCUAGCCCGAGUGACUGUGUCUGUAGAGCCUUUGGAUGAUCAUAAUAAACCUGUCUAUGUUACCGUACUAGACAGCGAUGGCAAGAAAGAUGAUGAGAUGCAAGAAGCCGUCAAAGAUGGCGCCCUUUCAGCGUGUAGACAAGGUCCACUGUUAGGCUUCCCAGUUCUUGGUGUAGCUGUGACCGUUGACAAGUAUUCCGUAAUCCCAGGUACAUCUCCUACCAUGUUAGCAGCAUGCGUGUCUCAGGCUACCCAUAAUGCUUUGCAGCAAGCUACGGCAAGUCUUCUUGAGCCCAUCAUGAAUAUGGAGAUAACAACGAGUGAAGAAAGACUACAGGUGGUUUUAGGUGAUGUGGCUAGAAGAAGAGGCCAAGUCUUAGCAGUUGAAAAUAGGAUGGGAACCAAAGUCGUCUCUGCAGCAACACCUCUAGCUGAAAUGAUGGGCUAUUCGACAGCACUGCGAUCUCUGACCUCGGGUACAGCCUCAUGUUCAUUAGAGUUCUCCAAUUAUCAACAGAUGUCAUUUAUGGAACAAGAAUCUGUCAUUCAGAAACUUACCGGUUAUUCAUGACAGACUGAUAAUAAGAAAGACAUUUAUUAUGCCCAAAGCAUAUCCACCAUAUCAAGGGUGCUCAAGGUGCUCACAAGAAAAUCCUCAUAAACUUAGCUCACAUUUUACAGUUUGGCCAUUAGAUAGUUUUCAAACUGGCCUUGAAAUGUUGUACUGAUCAACAGUCCUUUAGAUUAGUAGGAAGAUUGUUCCAUGUACGGCAAGCAGCUGACGCAAAUGUACGAUCUCCCGUGACCGUCUGGUUUUUGGAAUGAAAAGAUCAACAGUAGAAGUCUUAGAAGAGCAAAGACCAGAGCGACCAGGUUGGUGAAAAUCAAGAAGAUGUGUUCUGGUGGAGAGAAAGUCAGAGCAUGAUCUUCUAUCGGAAGGAUUUUAUACCUGGGUGAGACGAUGUUCAGCAGUAAGCCAAUGAAGGGACUUAAGGUCUAGGGUGAUGUGGGAAGACCUGCACGCAUAGGUAACUAGACAGGCAGCGGUAUUCUGGUAUGAACUUCAUCACAAGAUUGCUAUGAGAUUCCACCCAUUAGAGCCCCGUUAGAGGUCAAUGAUCCUGUCUAGGUAACUAGACGGGCAGACAAGGGCCUCUGCAGAGAAAUGCAGUUUGAAUUACAGUGGCGCUAAAAAACGUUUGUGAACCCCACCAGAUAAUGAACAUAUUUAAAAGUGUUCAAAUUCUGUCAUAUCUUGGAUAUUGUAUUGUGAAGUAACAUGGAAGAAUAUUACUUUCAAUGUAGUUUAUUUCUCUGACCUUGCCAGAAAUUGUAGCAUUGUUGUCUACGUUCAACACUCAGCAUGAAGGAGUGCAUUUUCAGGUGGGGUUCACAAACUCUUUAGCACCACUAAUAACAUAUUACAAUAAAUUUAUUCACCAUUGAGAGUCAAAGAGCUUGCAAAUGUUGGUCAAUUGAUAAGUGUUGGUGCAAUAAAGUGAUAUUUUUUACAAGGA